AUGCUCAUUUGCAUCGGCGUUCCGUGGGACGCCUUCGACGGUCCCGAACGCAGCAGUUUGUUGCACGAGCGUUCCCCGAUCUUGCGGGGGCCGCCCUUGCGGCAGGACAGGCGAUCAGCUGUGCUGCCGCUAGCGCAGCGCGUGGGGUCGUCAAUGGGGGCUUGGCACCAGGGGACAGGCACGCCCCGAGAGCACCGAUGCUGUUUUCUGAACGGCCUCCGCAGGCUUCCAGGCUCCGCCACGACGGCCCCGGGCCAGCUUCAGUGGGCGCUCGAGGCCCCAGACGAGCACCCCGAGAGGCAAAAGUAA
Molecule: messenger RNA, 309 nt
Organism: Prorocentrum cordatum
Lineage: Eukaryota; Dinophyceae; Prorocentrales; Prorocentraceae
Source: the annotation of a GenBank genome assembly